CCCGCCAAUCAGUGAGCACUAGAAAGUUCUGCUAACGGCCAGACUCAGGCAAGAUGGCUGCCGCGUGCCGCACCGUGAAGGGCCUGGUUGCCGUAAUAACUGGAGGAGCCUCGGGCCUUGGUCUGGCCACCGCGGAGCGACUUGUUGGUCAGGGGGCCAGUGCAGUACUUCUGGACCUGCCCAACUCGGAUGGAGCUGCCCAGGCCAAGAAGUUAGGGAAAAGCUGCGCCUUCGCCCCAACCGAUGUGACCUCAGAGAAGGACGUGCAAGCAGCCCUGACUCUAGCAAAAGAAAAGUUUGGUCAUGUGGAUGUGGCAGUCAACUGUGCAGGCAUUGCAGUGGCUAUCAAGACAUACAACUCAAAAAGGAGCCAGGCCCAUACCUUGGAGGACUUCCAGCGCGUUCUCAAUGUGAAUCUCACAGGCACCUUCAAUGUCAUCCGUCUGGUGGCUGGUGAGAUGGGCCAGAAUGAGCCAGACGAGGGAGGCCAACGUGGGGUCAUUGUCAACACUGCCAGUGUGGCUGCCUUCGAGGGCCAGGUUGGACAAGCUGCCUAUUCUGCUUCCAAGGGGGGCAUAGUAGGCAUGACAUUGCCCAUUGCUCGAGAUCUGGCUCCCAUGGGCAUCCGGGUGAUGACCAUUGCUCCAGGCCUAUUUGGCACCCCGCUGCUGACCAGCCUCCCCGAGAAAGUGCGAAACUUCUUGGCCAGCCAGGUGCCCUUCCCCAGCCGACUGGGUGACCCUGCUGAGUAUGCACAUCUGGUACAGGCCAUCAUUGAAAACCCAUUCAUCAAUGGAGAGGUCAUCCGGCUGGAUGGGGCCAUCCGCAUGCAGCCUUGAAGGGAGCAGGUAGAGAAAACCUAUUCCUCUGCCCCUCUUUUCACUGGGCUACAACUUGGGAGGUGCCUAGUAGCCAUUUUGUAACUUGCCCAUCAGUUACUCUUUGUGCCUAAAUAAAGUUUCUAUUUCUCACA
Condylura cristata (star-nosed mole) is the source of this 973-nucleotide messenger RNA. RefSeq names its product hydroxysteroid (17-beta) dehydrogenase 10 (gene HSD17B10). Gene Ontology annotation, biological process: fatty acid metabolic process; androgen metabolic process; estrogen metabolic process. Lineage: Eukaryota; Metazoa; Chordata; Mammalia; Eulipotyphla; Talpidae. The transcript has 6 exons. The record is from RefSeq and is a predicted model, not a curated record. Gene Ontology annotation, cellular component: mitochondrion. Gene Ontology annotation, molecular function: estradiol 17-beta-dehydrogenase [NAD(P)+] activity. Bases 54 to 839 code for a protein of 261 amino acids.